AUGCAGCCGACCUGCUUCGGGGUGGUUUCUUCCCGGCUGGCAGCUGUGGGUCCACGUCAGAAUACGAAACGUGAGUCUGGAAGAAAAGUCCAGACUGGAAACAUCACUGCUGCAAAGACUAUUGCUGACAUCAUCCGAACAUGUCUGGGACCAAGAGCUAUGAUGAAGAUGCUGUUGGACCCCAUGGGUGGGAUCGUGAUGACCAACGACGGCAAUGCUAUUCUUAGAGAAAUUCAAGUCCAGCAUCCAGCUGCGAAAUCAAUGAUUGAGAUCAGCCGUACUCAGGACGAAGAGGUUGGCGAUGGAACCACGUCUGUAAUUAUCCUUGCUGGAGAGAUGCUCUCUGUUGCCGAACACUUCCUUGAACAGCAGAUGCACCCGACUGUGAUCAUUGGGGCUUAUCGUAAGGCUCUCGAUGACAUGAUCAGUAUUCUGAAGAAAAUUAGCACUGCAGUGGACGUGAACAACAGAGAGAUGAUGCUUAAAAUAAUAAAGAGUGCUAUAAACACCAAGGCAAUAAACCGCUGGUCUGACUUGGCCUGUAGCAUUGCUCUUGACGCUGUUAAGACGGUGGAGUUUGAAGAAAACGGCAGAAAGGAAAUUGAUAUUAAAAAAUAUGCAAAAGUAGAAAAGAUUCCGGGGGGUUUCAGUGAAGACUCGUGUGUUUUGCGUGGAAUCAUGCUGAACAAAGACGUCACUCAUCCCAGGAUGCGUCGCCUCAUUAAGAAUCCACGCAUUGUCCUUCUGGAUUGCUCACUGGAGUACAAGAAAGGAGAGAGCCAGACUGAUAUUGAAAUAACGCGGGAGGAAGACUUUGCCCGCAUCCUGCAGAUGGAGGAGGAGUACGUUCAGCAGAUUUGCGAGGAUCUGGUGAGAGUCAAGCCAGAUCUGGUCAUCACAGAAAAAGGAAUUUCUGACUUGGCCCAGCACUACCUGAUGAAAGCCAACAUCACCGCGAUCCGGAGAGUGCGAAAGACGGACAACAACAGGAUCGCCAGGGCCUGCGGCGCUCGCGUUGUGAGUCGCACAGACGAGCUGCGGGAGGAGGACGUGGGAACCGGAGCCAGGCUCUUCGAGGUUAAAAAAAUAGGCGAUGAGUAUUUCGCCUUCAUCACUGAUUGCAAAGACCCCAAGGCCUGCACUAUCAUGCUGCGUGGAGCCAGCAAGGAAAUCUUAGCAGAGGUGGAGCGCAACCUUCAGGACGCCAUGCAGGUGUGUCGCAACGUCCUCGUCGACCCGCAGCUGGUGCCUGGCGGGGGAGCGACCGAAAUGGCCGUUUCCCACGCGCUGACGGAGAAGUCCAAAGGCAUGACGGGGGUGGAGCAGUGGCCCUACCGUGCGGUAGCCCAGGCUCUGGAAGUGAUUCCCCGAACGCUGAUCCAGAACUGCGGCGCCAGCACCAUCCGUGUGCUGACCUCACUCAGGGCGAAGCACACGCAGGAGGGCAGCCAGACGUGGGGGGUGAACGGCGAUUGCUGCUAUUUCUUAACUGCGGUUCUCCUCCUCCGCAUUGACGACAUUGUUUCGGGGCACAAAAAGAAGGGCGAGGAGCAGAGCAAGCAGCCCCCCGCCGCGCCGGAGCCGGCCCAGGACUGA
Opisthocomus hoazin is the source of this 1596-nucleotide messenger RNA. NCBI's taxonomy places the organism in Eukaryota, Metazoa, Chordata, Aves, Opisthocomiformes, Opisthocomidae. The record is from RefSeq and is a predicted model, not a curated record.